AAGCCCUACAAGUGUGGUCAGUGUGGCAAGAGCUUCACCCAGAAGAGUAGCCUGCUCAAACAUCAGCUCAUCCACACCGGGGAACGUCUCUUUGCCUGCGCCCACUGCCCCAAGGCCUUCAGAUUCGAGAAUGUCCUCAGUGCCCACCAGCGCAUCCACACGGGUGAGAAGCCCUACAACUGUGGUCAGUGUGGCAAGAGCUUCAGCCAGAAGGGCGGCUUGCUCAGACAUCAGCUCAUCCACACUGGGGAGCGCCCCUUUGCCUGCGCCCACUGCCCCAAGGCCUUCACAUCCAAGAAUGGCCUCACUGUCCAUCAGAACAUGCACACGGGUGAGAAGCCCUACAACUGUGGUCAGUGUGGCAGGAGCUUCACCCAGAAGGGCGGCUUGCUCAGACAUCAGCUCAUCCACACUGGGGAGCGCCCCUUUGCCUGCGCCCACUGCCCCAAGGCCUUCACAUCCAAGAAUGGCCUCACUGUCCAUCAGAACAUGCACACGGGUGAGAAGCCCUACAACUGUGGUCAGUGUGGCAAGAGCUUCAGCCAGAAGGGCGGCUUGCUCAGACAUCAGCUCAUCCACACUGGGGAGCACCCCUUUGCCUGCGCCCACUGCCCCAAGGCUUUCAGGGACAGGAAGAGCCGCAGCAUACACCAGCGCAUCCACACAGGUGAGAAUCUUUACACAUGUGGUCAGUGUGGACAGAGGUUCACCCGGAAGGGCAGCCUGCUUAGCCACCAGCGCAUCCACACUGUGGAGCGCCCCUUUGCCUGUGCCCACUGCCCCAAGGCCUUCAGAUCCAAUACUAUCCUCAAUGCCCACCAGUGCAUCCACACGGGUGAGAAGCCCUACAAGUGUGGUCAGUGUGGCAAGA
This is a messenger RNA of Opisthocomus hoazin, 871 nucleotides long. The record is from RefSeq and is a predicted model, not a curated record. NCBI's taxonomy places the organism in Eukaryota, Metazoa, Chordata, Aves, Opisthocomiformes, Opisthocomidae.